AUGGAGCCAUGGAGUAACCUGUUGAGCAACCUCGAGCCCGACGAAAUCGAAAGCAUCUACCUAGCCGGCUGUGACCAACGUCUGAGCUACCCUUUCCAAACCACGGAGCCGCCUUCAACACCUCAAAGGCACGACAGCGGCGUUGCUGGCGUAUCUCCAGAAGAAGACGAUACCAAGCUUACGCAACGCUCGAAUGAUGUCUCUCCUCCACAAGAGCAUUCCAUAGUCGUCUGCAAGCAAGAGCAACCAACCCAGGAUGACUUCGACAACGCCGCUUGGGUUAGCACCAAGCAGAAUGGCGUGACACAUUACUGGGCUCCUCGCUACACCGCUUCACCCCACAGCAACGCCUCACAUAGCGCCAGAAUGCUAUACAUGUCCAGUCUGAAGACAUUGACAAUCACCAAAGGCACACGUAAAGGAUGUACCGCAGUAGAUCUCUCUGCAGGAUCUGGUGCCAUUGCCCUCAACUACGCAGCAGCUGGAGUUCAAAAAGUCCUUUGCUGGGAUGCAAAUCCAUGGAGCAUAGAAGGCUUGAGAAGAGGCGCAAUUAAGAACAGGUGGCACGUUCAGGUCUACCACGGUGAUCGGAUCCAAAGCAAGACGGUCAAGGUAUCCUCAAAGACCAGAGUGAUGGCGUUCGUCGAAGAUGGCGAGAAGGCUUCAAGCAGGAUACUUGGCCUGAGAAACUCUCUACCUCCGGUCAGACAUGUAAAUUGUGGACUUGCGCCCACAUCUCGCAAUCUUCAUGCAGUAGCAGCAGCGGUUCUGGAUCCGAAGCUGGGAGGAUGGAUCCAUGUACACGAGACGUGUCGUGUAGAAGAGGUGGUUUAUGGAGCCAACAAGACCAGAGCCGAGCUCGAGGCUGUUGUCGAAACGUUGGAUCGGGAAAGAGGAUACUUGACAGAUGUCAAAGAAAUCCCCAGAAGGCCAGUAGUGCAACACAUCCAGCGCAUAGGCUCAGAUGCUCCAGGUGUACUGUACUGUAUCGUAGAUAUCCAUAUCCCUCCAAUUCGAAUAUGA
This is a messenger RNA of Aureobasidium melanogenum CBS 110374, 1023 nucleotides long. RefSeq lists its product as uncharacterized. The record is from RefSeq and is a predicted model, not a curated record. Bases 1 to 1023 code for a protein of 340 amino acids. Gene Ontology annotation, biological process: tRNA methylation. NCBI's taxonomy places the organism in Eukaryota, Fungi, Ascomycota, Dothideomycetes, Dothideales, Saccotheciaceae. Gene Ontology annotation, molecular function: tRNA methyltransferase activity. The transcript has a single exon. Gene Ontology annotation, cellular component: cytoplasm.